Raphanus sativus (radish) is the source of this 1062-nucleotide messenger RNA. RefSeq names its product co-chaperone protein p23-1-like. The coding region runs from base 155 to 877 and encodes 240 amino acids. Gene Ontology annotation, molecular function: Hsp90 protein binding; protein-folding chaperone binding. Gene Ontology annotation, biological process: protein folding; chaperone-mediated protein complex assembly. The transcript has 6 exons. Lineage: Eukaryota; Viridiplantae; Streptophyta; Magnoliopsida; Brassicales; Brassicaceae. Gene Ontology annotation, cellular component: nucleus; cytosol. The record is from RefSeq and is a predicted model, not a curated record.
ACUAGCUCGUACAUGAUAGUCACAAUCUAGGUAAGAGAAGGUCUUUCUCUGUCAAUUCAUUAUAACAAGUUAAAAAUCUAAUCUUUGCGUCACCGUUUGAGUCCCAUCUCUCUUCUCUCUAGGGUUCUUCUUCUUCUACAAGCUUCCACCAAACAUGAGUCGUCAUCCCGAAGUGAAGUGGGCCGAGACCACUGACAAGAUUUUCCUCACCGUAGUAUUAGCAGAUUCGAAGGAGACUAAAGUCAACCUUCUCCCAGAAGGAGUCUUUGAUUUCUCUGCAAAAGCUGGUCCUGAAAACCAUGUUUAUGAACUUAAACUGGAGCUUCACGAUAAAGUCAACGUUGAGGAAAGUAAGAUCAACAUUGGAGCGAGAAGCAUCUUCUGCAUAAUAGAGAAAGCAGAGCCUGAAAGGUGGGACAAGCUUAUCCGUGGUGGGAAAGCGCCACACUAUGUAAAGGUUGAUUGGGAUAAGUGGGUUGAUGAGGACGAUGAAGGCAACGCUGGUGCCGGAGAUAUGGAUAUGGGAGGAAUGGGUGGAAUGGAUUUCUCAAGCUUGGCUGGAAUGGGUGGAAUGGGUGGUAUGGGUGGAAUGGGCGGAAUGGGUGGAAUGGGUGGAAUGGGUGGCCUUGAAGGACUUGGUGGCAUGGGUGGACUUGGUGGCAUGGCUGGACUUGAAGGACUUGGCGGCAUGGGUGGUAUGGGAGGUAUGGGAGGCAUGGGUGGUAUGGGAGGUAUGGGAGGCAUGGGUGGUCCGGAAGAGUUUGAAGACAGUGAUGAUGAAGAAGAAACCGCACAAUCUGGAGACAAGAAAGAUGAAGCUGUUAAGGAAGAAGCCAAAGCAGAAGAACAAACAACAUCUGCUAAGGAAGACAAGUGAAGACACUGUUUCAGAGAGGAAACCAUAUGGUUGGUUCCAUUAGCUUUCAGGGUUUAUGAAGCUUGUUUUUUAAUUUACUUCUCUUAAAAUGUUGUCACUCUGUUUUGCUUUUAUGGAUUUGUUUUUUUCACUUGCAUUAUUGUGUGGGUUAUAUGGAUGGGUUCCAAAUGAUCUUUGACUUUGCA